This is a messenger RNA of Penicillium vulpinum, 585 nucleotides long. RefSeq lists its product as uncharacterized. Lineage: Eukaryota; Fungi; Ascomycota; Eurotiomycetes; Eurotiales; Aspergillaceae. The record is from RefSeq and is a predicted model, not a curated record. Bases 1 to 585 code for a protein of 194 amino acids. The transcript has a single exon.
AUGGCAAAAUCAAGCGACAACAAGCUUAGAGCAGUCGUGGAUAUCGUUACGGAUGGAGAUGUUAUCCUAGUCGUUGGGCCACAGAAGGCUAGACUGCGUGUUCACUCGCUGACCCUCAAGGAAGCUUCAGAACCGCUUUCUGCCAUGCUAGGCCUCAACAGGAAGGAAGGCGAUGUUCUACGUGAAAAAUGGCCUCUUGAGCUGUUACUACCCGAAGACAAUGCGAUGGUGAUGGAGUAUAUUUGUGCAAUUAUACACCAUCCAAACAACAUAUUGCCUAGUACGAUGACUCCGCAUGGCAUCCUCGAAGUGGCAAUUACGGCGACCAAAUACAAUUUUGUGGAUGCUUUAAGAUUUGCAAGCAAAUCUUGGCUACAAACUCGUAAUGUGAAAGCGGAUGAACUCAUGGCCCUUACUGCUGCUGCAUAUGCAUUUCAGAAUGCACAAGCUUUCAGGGAUCUUACCAAAGCAUUGAUACUUAACUACGGGGACUCUUACCUUGCUCUUUCAACGGAACGUAUCGAGUCUGUAAUGAACUGGAAAGUAUUCUGUAAGGUCCUUAUCGUUGAUUCCACUGGCUCAUAG